Rotaria sp. Silwood1 is the source of this 765-nucleotide messenger RNA. The record is from the annotation of a GenBank genome assembly. Lineage: Eukaryota; Metazoa; Rotifera; Eurotatoria; Philodinida; Philodinidae.
AUGUCGUGCGCUGAUGCAUUCGAUGAUUACUGGAGUUAUGACGAUCCGAAUAAAUGGCAUGAAAGAUUUCCAGCUGCCGGAGGUCGCGUUCAGUCGCCUAUCAAUAUCAAAUUAGAUGAAACCGUCCGUCAACACUACCCACCAUUUAUAUUUUCCCCAAAUUAUGCGGAUAAGUUGUUAUUUACACUGAAGAACACGGGUCAUCAAGUUGCUGCUACAUUAGCUAAAAGAAACGAUAUUGAAAAUCAACCCGAUCUAUGGUUUACUGGUGGUGGUCUAAGUGGAAAGUUUCAUUUCGUUAAUUUUCAUUUACAUUGGGGUAGCAAUGACAGACAUGGAUCUGAACAUGAAAUUGAUGGGCGUGAAUUUCCAUCCGAAGCGCAUUUUGUUCAUAAGAAUUUUGAAAAUAAACAAGUGGCUGUAUUUGCAUUCUUUUUCGACAUAGCUGGUCCAUUACAUGAAGAAAAUAUUGAAUGGAAACAUUACGCAGACGGUGCAACACAUUUGAAAAAUAUUGGCGAUACAUUUAAUUAUAUGUUCGAUUUAAGUCAUCUAAUGCAAAUCGAAGGUCGACAAUUUUUUCGCUAUACUGGUAGUUUAACAACGCCUCCGUGUACUGAAGGCGUCAUAUGGACAAUAUUUCCAAAUAUAAUUCCAAUUGCAGAAACAAGUUUAAAUUUACUACGCGAUAAUGUAAUGCGAAAAGUUUAUCGACCGGUACAACCUAUAAACGAUCGAAUUAUUUAUAGAAAUUAUGAUGAUUGA